UCUCCGCUCCGUCAGGUGGCCCGGGGGCUGGGCCGUGGACUAACGAGCUCCCGCCUCCGCCACGCAGCCUCUGGAAUAAUGUUCGGGCGCUGCCAGAGUCCCGGCUCCGGCUGUAGGAUGGCGGGCGCUGAGGCCGCGCUGCUGCCUUACCCGGUUCUCCUGUGCGCUCUGCUGGCGGUCGGGCUCCAGACACCGGUGGCAGGAAGGACUCUGAGAUUCGUCAACCUGAUUUAUCGUCAUGGUGACCGAUCUCCUGCCCAAGCAUAUCCAUCCGAUCCAUAUACGGAGAAGGACUGGCCCCAAGGCUUUGCACAGCUUACCCAGGUUGGGAUGAGGCAGCACUACGCACUGGGCCAGUAUCUGCGACGUCGCUACAAUGGCUUCCUCAACUCCUCUUAUGACCGGCAUGAGAUUUAUGUUCGGAGCACAGAUAUUGACCGGACCCUAAUGAGUGCCGAAGUGAACCUUGCUGGUCUGUACCCUCCGCAAGGACGUCAGAUCUUCCACCCUGGCUUAAGCUGGCAACCGAUUCCUGUGCAUACAGUGCCUGUGGAACAGGACAAGCUUCUCAAGUUCCCACUACAGAAAUGUCCCCGUUAUGAAAAGCUGCUGGAGGAGACAUUCAACAGCAGAGCAGUUGAAGAAAAAACACAGAAAAAUAAGGAUUUUCUGAACAUGAUCUCUGAUGAGACCAAGAUGAAGGUGACGAUACAAAAUGAAUGGAAGGUUUAUGACACCCUAUUUUGUGAGAAAACUCACAAUUUCUCCCUGCCUUCCUGGGCAACACACGAGGUGAUCACUCGUCUGAGCGAACUGAAUGACUUUGGCAUGGAAAUGCUCUUCCGACUUCACAAAACUCAAGAGAAGUCGCGGCUGCAAGGGGGUUUCCUCCUCAAGCAAAUCCUGCAAAACAUCAAUCAGGCAAUAAAUGAGUCUACUCCCACGCCACGUCUCAAGUUAAUCAUGUACUCAGCGCAUGAUGUGACACUCAUCGCUCUACAGAUGGCACUGAACGUGUACGACGCUAUUAUUCCCCCGUACGCUUCCUGUUUUAUGUUUGAGCUGUAUGAAGAAGAUGACAGGUCCUUCACACUGGAUAUGUACUUCAGGAACCAGUCUGAUUCUGAGCCACAUCGGCUGACUCUUCCAAGUUGUACUGAGCAUUGUCCCUUGCAGGACUUCAUCCAAAUCACCAAGCAUCUGAUCGCUGACAACUGGGAAGAGGAAUGCAAGGUCUCCAGUGACUCCACGCAAACAGGGACGGUUCUGGCUGUGGCGCUGAGCGUGUGCUUUGCCCUGUUGAGCGUGUUGGGGAUUGUCCUGUGCUGGCGCUGGAAACGGAAGACCCGACGACUUCGAGUGCCGACCAGCAGCGACGAGCUGGCCUGACUCUCGGUGGCCUUACUCGGGCCGGACAACCGGGAGGAGUAUUGACCGGGCUCGACGUCAAUCCAUCCCGGGCCAAGGGAGGCUGGAGAACUGGAGAUGUGAGAUUACGGACCGACAGCUGUGCCAAUCGCUUGUGUGCUGCUGUGUUCUGGGGAGGGUCGUUACAGCCAGCCAGCCCGCUGGCUUUUAUAAUCCCCAUGCCUUGCAAACGCACUGUCUGCCUUCUCCUCACAAUCCUCAGUAGCGUUGUCCUGUCCGUCAAAGUUUUGGUUUUAGAGUGCUCGUCCACUUCGUGGUCUCUUUUUCGUCACCACCUCCAGCCCCAUAACCUCCCAUCUUCACCUCUACCUCUGGUCCAAAGCCUGGAAUCCCACCCAAUGCUUCCCCCUCACUCCUGACCCGGGAGCCUGUGCACACACUCCUCGCCACCGGUGACGGUGGCUUCAGCCACAGAGAAUCCGCACUCGCCAGUUCAUCCCCCACUUUUCCUCUGGCCUCCCUUUUCGGAGGCUUGUCCUUUGCUCAGAAGCCACUUUCCUUAAGCCGAGGUGAAGUGUCUGGGCCUGUUUUUAAACGUGAACCGUGUGAUUGAAAUGCAGCUUGCCCGAUCUGUAGCUGCACUCAGAGGUACUGCCCCUUCCGUCCUCUGUGCACAACUACUCGAGACACUUCAAUCGAUGGGACCAAAUACUUUCUGCAGUUUCACAAGGCAAAUUUUGCUGAAACCGUGAUUUUAGUUUGAACUUAUGUACAAUGUUGUAUUGUGGAAAUGACUUUAAAGCAGGUGGCGCCAAUUGGACAGCCAGCACUGUUAAGAUGGACAGAAGGGCCAACUCCUUGCUGAGAAUUCUGCAAUGAAGUAAGUCAGCAGCUUAGCUGCUUUACUGUGGUUUCCCCUCCAGUAUUUGAUUUACUCAUCCUUGGGGGCCUUUUGAGUCAAGUCAACUCUGUGGGAUCCUGACUCCUGACCGGUGAGUGGUCACUAACUCAGCCCCACUUUCACUCGCCUCUCCCCUGCCUCCGACUGCAAGGAAAAGCCAGGUCUGUGCCCACGUUGGUCUCACUGAGCCCAGUUCAAUGUCGAGCACUUGCUGUGCCAGUAUUGUGGGCUGCGGAUGUUUAAAGGUGAAAUUGCUACUGGAAAUCCUUUGGUACAUAAACCCUUCUUGAAACAUUUCUGGGCCGGUUUUGACUGAGGCUACUGGAGUGCGAUACUGUAGUGCACACCGUGCAGUGCAGCGUGCAGAUUACAAUGCAGAACCUCGUGCUCUGUACCGUCAUACAUAAAGUUGGACCAAACCAGUGCAGCCUCCACAAACUCCCACCAUGGUGGAAAGUCAAAAGGGGGAAACCAGAAGCUACCAACUGAACCAGUGGGAUUGAUCUGCCCUCGAGGGCAGAGAGUGGGAACAGGACGUAACGCGUCUCGAUGGAACAGCGUGCUCUCAUCGAAACUGGAAUGAUCGGCGGGUGUGCUGUACGUCCAUCACGUCGCACGCAAGAUGCUAGUGGACAGAAUGUCUCAACUGAUGUAUUCAAGGAUCAGGAAUCCCUCGACCACCUGAGAUCCACGAUGGGUCAGUGUGUGUUGUACGAUGUAAUCCUUAUCAAAUGUGUCUGUGUGCCAAAUCUAUUAUCAAUCCAAAUCAAAAGAAAGCUCAUGUAUUAUCUCCUGACCAAGAUAAGUGAUGCUUAAUGUGGCCAGAGACUAUGUGGUAGUUAAAAUCCAGGCCAGUGGCUGCAUAGUUUUAAUACCAGGACUUUUAAGUGACUUAAAAAGUUUAAUCUGAUAAUUUAAAACUAAAGGGAUUCUCGGGGGGAAGCUGGUGAGAAAUGACUUUCUCUGCUGGGAACCACAGAGCAAGGAGCACGAGCUGAAAAUGCGGCAACACGAAAAUACUGCUGACCUUGUAAAUGUGACUGAUAAACUGAAGAUAACCCAACAAAUCAUUCGACAUCUACGGACAGAAACACAGAGCCUGUCAGCUUGAUGUUAACCUUCAUCUCUUCCCCACGGAUUCACCCUGAGCUUCUGAUUAUUUCCAAUAUGUCCUGAUUUUCUUAAAGUUUAAAGGAGUAAAAUCAGGAAGUGCUGUUUCUUGUGGAGUACCAUGGAUCUGAAACUCAUGGAAUUGGACCUGAGAUCUGUAGAUCUUUGUUGGAUAAUGAUGUUGAGGGAGAAGGAGUGAAAUGUUGAGGUACAGGUUAGCCUAGAGUCACUGAAUGACUGCCCUGGUCCUCUGAUGAAAGCUUUCAACAUAUUAACCAGACCUUCAAUCACUUCUUAAAUCUUUGUCUGUAAUUUGUCUUGCCCGAUCAAAUUUGAUGAACCGUGACCUAGAGUCAUAGUCAUACGGCACGGAAACAGGCCCUUCGGCCCAACUAUUCCAGGUAUGGGUGUAGUAAACGUCUCUGCAGCUCCCAAUGCAUCGACAUCUCCCCCUAAAUAAGGAGACCAGUCCCGUGCACAGUACUCCAGACGUGCUCUCUAUAUAACUGAAGCAUACCCUCCCUUUCUAUGCCAUUCAGUUCCAGCAGCGAUAGGCAGCAUCAUUCCGUUAGCUUUGCCAGUUCCGUGCAUGCUAGCUUCUGUUAAUCAUGCACUAGGACAUCUAGAUCCCUUUGCACUGCAGAGCACUGCAAUCCCUCACCAUUUCGAUAUUCUUUGAUUUUCCCUGACAAAAUAAACAAUUUCACAUUUUACUCCGUCUGAUGCUUCCAGAUCGAAUGCUUGGUGGCAGCAUGGUAGACAAUGAGCAAAAGGAGCCGUGGAGAGCACGUGUAGGCUGACACCACCUCACCACUACCCCUCUGAUCCCACCAGUGUCUGCAAUUCAACUGGGAAGACCUGCAACGCCAACAUCUUAGUGCCUUUGGCCCUUUAACCUUGACCUGGGCUACUUUCCCAACAAGCCCUUGGACCCUUGCCCUAAAGUUGCCCUUCACUCCUGAUGAUCCAUUCCCACGGAUCUGUUCCUCCUCCGCAUUCCUUCACAUUUCAAACGAAAAUUAAGAUAUUCAAGGCACAGUUUCAGAAGUGAAUGGAUGGCCUUAAUUAACAAUAUUUUUUGUAUUGGUCACUCUUGAAGCAACUCCGAAGAGCUAUUCGCUUAGAUUUUGGACUUGCUGACAGUUAGCUUAUCAGGGUAGCUUUAGAACUGGAAAAUAAAACAUGGAGGCCAUUCAGCCUGUUAUGUCUGUCCCAGUCAGAUUACAAAAAAAGGGGUACCCAGCCUAACCCACCUCUGACACUGGUUCUGUAACCCCGAGAUCACUGCUCUCCAAGUAAUGUCUACAUAUGUCGAGGGUUUCAGGCAGUAAGUUCCAGACUCCUACAACCUCCUGGAUGAGAACAUUUUUGCUCAGCUCUGCGUUAAUCCUUCUAGAUCUCUGUCCUUUGGUUUCUGAUCCCCUCUGCUGAGCUUUGAGGAUGAGAACCAGAUAUUGUGAAGUCAAUGACGGAUAACUUUGAAUAUGAUACAUGACAUCCUUCCUUGGACGGAGACCAGAAGCGAAUGUCAUGUUGGAAGUUUUAUCUAUGUCUCUCGCUUGUUACUUUUGUAUUAAAAGCACUUUAAGAAACUUGGUAA
Molecule: messenger RNA, 4979 nt
Organism: Pristis pectinata (smalltooth sawfish)
Lineage: Eukaryota; Metazoa; Chordata; Chondrichthyes; Rhinopristiformes; Pristidae
Product: lysosomal acid phosphatase-like
Exons: 11
Coding region: 79-1389 (436 amino acids)
Biological process (GO): dephosphorylation; lysosome organization
Cellular component (GO): lysosome
Molecular function (GO): acid phosphatase activity
Source: RefSeq, a predicted model, not a curated record